AUGACGCUGAGUGUUGGCCAUCGUCCCAGAGACCCGGACAUCCUUGUCAUGGAGGCGUGGGGACAAGGAUUCCUGGUGGGCUCCCUUGUUGUCAUGAUUGCCAUCACCGCGGCCAACAUGAAAAAAGGGAUGCUUUUGCACAAACUCAUCGUGGCAGAGGGACCCUUGGUGGAUCUUCACCACCUGCUUUCUCCUGUACAUCAUCCAGCGUGGGUAUGGAUGUUCGCUGAUGCAGCUGAUCCGCAUCAGCCCACGGUUCGGCGUCAUGCUCCUAUUCAUGGUGAUCUCCGUUGUGUUUGCGGUGGUGGACAUUUGGCGUUUGUUUUCAAAUGCCUGAGCGACACCAUCAUCUUGGAUGACUUCCGGAGCGCCCUGGAUCGACUGCGCUAUCACUACCACCCGGACGGUGUGCCACCGCAGGAGGCCACGCACGCUCGCGGUCGGAGCACAAACCGGCUUGUGGACUGUGUACCCGAGGCGUCUAUCAAACGCCCCGAGCCAUUUGGAAAAAUACGGGAAAGCAUAGUGUGUGGCUGUGUGCAAACUGUCGGAACAUACGGACGUCCCCUUCCGCCUGCCCUGGGGUUGACCUCGCUUAGUCAUUGUUUAGUAGGCAGUUACAGCUAA
This is a messenger RNA of Aspergillus niger, 627 nucleotides long. RefSeq lists its product as uncharacterized. Lineage: Eukaryota; Fungi; Ascomycota; Eurotiomycetes; Eurotiales; Aspergillaceae. The record is from RefSeq and is a predicted model, not a curated record. Bases 1 to 627 code for a protein of 208 amino acids. The transcript is spliced from 4 exons.